AUGGUCCAGCGCAUCAGAGCCCAACGCGCCAUCGCUGUACAAGCCGAUGUGUCCAAAAUUUCCGACCUUGAAAAACUCGUCGAAGCCGCAGUGACUAAAUUUGGCAGACUUGACACUAUCAUGGCCAACGCCGGCAUAAUGCCAAUGCGCACAGUUGAGGACACGACCGAGGCCGAUUUUGACAAGACCUUCGCCAUGAAUGUAAAGGGACCCUACUUUCUGGUGCAGAAAGCUGCUCCCCACAUGGCGUCCGGAUCGUCCGUGAUCCUCGUCUCGACCGGCGUUAACCGCAGCACCGCGGUGGCGCCGAACUACCUGCUUUAUGCAUCUACCAAAGGUGCUAUAGAUCAAAUGACUCGCGUGCUAUCCAAGGGGCUAGCAAGUAAAGGCAUCCGGGUGAAUGUCUCACGAAGAAAGUCAGCAGAAAGGGCAUAUAAUGUAGUAAUGAGGUAG
Molecule: messenger RNA, 453 nt
Organism: Hirsutella rhossiliensis
Lineage: Eukaryota; Fungi; Ascomycota; Sordariomycetes; Hypocreales; Ophiocordycipitaceae
Product: enoyl-(Acyl carrier protein) reductase domain-containing protein
Exons: 2
Coding region: 1-453 (150 amino acids)
Molecular function (GO): oxidoreductase activity
Source: RefSeq, a predicted model, not a curated record